Messenger RNA from Hyposmocoma kahamanoa, 4346 nucleotides. RefSeq names its product ras-GEF domain-containing family member 1B-like. NCBI's taxonomy places the organism in Eukaryota, Metazoa, Arthropoda, Insecta, Lepidoptera, Cosmopterigidae. Gene Ontology annotation, biological process: positive regulation of GTPase activity; Ras protein signal transduction. The transcript is spliced from 12 exons. Gene Ontology annotation, cellular component: plasma membrane. Bases 243 to 1925 code for a protein of 560 amino acids. The record is from RefSeq and is a predicted model, not a curated record. Gene Ontology annotation, molecular function: guanyl-nucleotide exchange factor activity.
GCCGUAGGCCAUUGGGCCGAUAUAUUGGCGCUAUUUUGCGUCUAAAAUACUAUUUUGUUCAUGUUUUGAAUAAAUUUGGAAUAGGGGACAGUUAUUGUGAUCGUGCCGUGAUUAUAGUCUCCUUUUAAUAUAUACUACAAGUAUUCCUAUGAGGUUAUAGCAAGAAUAUAAAUGGGUUCUCUAAAGUAAAGUUAGUGUCAAGAAAAGGCUGACGCCCUUAACUAGUUGCACUGAGGAAUUGAAUGGCUAUGUAUUAUUACGCCAGUAAACUAAAUGAAGCCUCAUGUAGUGGGUGCAAUAUAAAGGUGCCACCAGCACCUACUGAACCAGCACCAGUGCCCCCUCCACCCAUUGAGCAUGCACCAUUGCCUCCUGACUCAGCCCUCUUGCAUGGCACUGGACUGUCCUAUUAUGAUAACGAUGACUACUACUCUAUGGUGAGAGGGAACAAGUUCAUGUCGGAAACAACUUGCAAACACAUUGUAAUGAACGGUGGCAUAAAUUUUGUGGAUACUCAAAAAGUUGAAGCACCACAGAUAUCUGCUGUGCUUGCACCUGGAGUAAAAGCAUUGACAACACUUCCAUAUAUGAGUUGUCCUCUUGAAAAACCAGAAGUAGAAUACAAGGAUGGACAAAUUGUUAGUGCUACACUGGAUGCACUGGUGGACAUGCUUAGACCUGGAGCCAGUAAAAAUUUUACCUUUACCUUUCUCCUGUGCUCACGCCUUUUUGUCAAACCACAUGAAUUGCUCAGCAAACUUUGUAAACGAUACUUUAAAACGUAUGAUAAAAUAGGUAAAGCUGAAAUUAAUGAUUUAAAACAAAAGGAACUAGCUGAUAUGGUAGCUUUUGUGCGUGUGCUUAAACAAUGGACCAGUAUGUUUCCUUACGAUUUUCGUGACGAUAGGGUUAUGGCACUAGUGCGAAGUAUAACACAGAGGUGUGUAGCUGAACAUAUGGGCUCCGUACGAGCUGAAGUGUCAACAAUGCUAGAAAAGCUCCUUGAUAAAUUGACAGCACUGGAACAGUAUGAAGCAACAUUGGUGGAGAUUCCACAAGUUACAUCUGUUGAUCAACUGCCUCAGGGAGAUAUUCUGACUCUAGGAUUAACACCUGCAGAAUUAGCGAACCAGCUGACACUGGUGGAGCUGCACAAGCUGUCGUUUGUCGGACCCGAAGAAUUCGUGCAAACCUUUGCACCAGCACAGGCUUCGGCGCCAACUUCGUCGUGCGGCAAACCUGCCAUUAAUUUGCACCAUAUUGAUACCAAGUGCACUCGGAAUUUAGAGGCAUAUGCUGAUUGGUUCAACAGGCUCAGUUACUUAGUAGCCACUGACAUAUUGAAGUGUACAAAGAGCAAGUACAGGGCACGAGUCAUCGAGCAGUGGGUAAUGACGGCUCGUGAAUGCUUCAAUUUGGGUAACUUCAAUUCGCUCAUGGCAAUUAUCAGCGCGUUGAACAUGUCGCCGAUCUCCAGACUUAAAAAAACUUGGAGUCGUACAUCAGCCGUAUGUGGCCAGCAACUGCGACAGUUGGAGUUGUGUAUAGAACCCAGUGGGAAUCACGCAAGAUACCGUGCAGCAUUAGCGGCGGCACCCACUGAAACAGCUGUUCCAUUGUUGUCGGUUACCUGUCGGGACCUACACUUUGCUAAUCAAGGAUCUCCUUCAAAGUUGCCGGGGAACUACGUAAAUUUUGAGAAAUGUUCGUUGCUGGCUCGGUACGUAAGCAUGCAACUGGCAGCGCGGCGACUCACCGACGAGGACUCUGUCCCGGUCAGUGCUCCGCAGACGCCAGCGCGCCGUUUAUUCGCUGAUCGGCCCACGCUUUCCGAAAAUGUUUUGGAACUCAUAUCUUUCGAGCGUGAGCCACCUGUCGACCAUUCCGAAAAGGAGCGCUUGAAGCGUCUUCGUGGUGGCACUUAAAAUAAUCUAUUUCACUUCUCUGAGCCAAUACUCAUUAACAAGUUUUAUUUGUCCAAAUACUAAGUUACUACCCCAGUAAACUUUAAUAGCAAGGUAAGUAAUUUUAAAAAGAAAUAGCGAACAUGCUAAUACUAUGGUACGGAAUAUUUACUCAUUGUUGAUGUUGUAGUAUUUUAAUUUGUACUUAAUUUUUUCCGUGUUUUUUAUUUAUUUAUUUUUUUAUUAGAAAUCUCGGGAGUUUUGUAAUAAAAAAAUGGCUACCUCGGUAGUUCAUCCAUGAGGCACUGUAUGUCUUGGUGCCAAGUCCGGUUCCCUCUUGAAUAAAUUAAGAAAACGUUAAUUAAAUAGCGUUCUUAUUUUCUAAAUGUCAGGGUGUUGCGGAUUGUGCCCGCCGAGUUUAUCAUUGUCCUGGUCCUCAUUGUAAAGGAAAUUUAUUAUCCUUGAGACCGUGUAAUUGACAUGAUUGUCUAGCUUUAUUUAUUUAUUGCAUUGUACUUAAUAUUUAUUAGUAAAGUUGUUAACUACCCGCAAUUAUUAAUUACGGGUUGUUGGCAGAAAUGUAUAGUUAACAGCACAUCGAACUAUAACUAUUUAUAACCAGCACUUUUGUUCGAAUAUCACGUACAGUGCAACGGAAGUUGAAUGUGCUGCCCUCUGUACUCUUACAUUGUGUUUUCGCUAUUUUAUAUUGUGUUCCUUUUUCUUUUUGUAAUUAAAAAUCUCGGAGUCUUUUGUACCUGCAAGUAUUUAUGACGCGCCGUCUUGAUCAAGUCUGCCAGCCAUCUAUGAUAACUGACUAUUGGUUAAAUUGUAACGUUUCAUUGUGAUUUUGUUAUUUUUUUAUGUUAGAUAUGUCUCAAGUUAUUGAGAAACUAGGAUUUGUCGUUAAUAGUCCCUAUAGUCAUUGUUUUACAACUUUACAACAACAGAUCCUUUAUGGUAGCUUCCAUAGUAGUUAUUAUCUUAAACUGUAUAAUGUGUAUUUUUUUCGUCGAAUAUUAAUUAGUUCAAUUAUAUACUGUUAGAAUCCUUAAGUCCAAGUUCCUUACUUAUCAUUAUAUUUACAUUUAAGGUUAAAAUCUCUAUGAAGAAUCUCUGAAUAUAUUUUUAAAAAUAUUUAUGUCUCGUACUUUGAAGUGAUCUCAAUAGAUUCAACUUAUAUUUGUGUGUUUCUGUAAUUGGUGUUGGAUGUUAAGUGAUAGUUUUAAGUAUGUGUGGAAAAUAAUUUAUAUUGUUGAGUGUUCAUAGCUGAAAACCUGAAUAAAAACAUUCCCGUUAUUAUAUUGUUAACUUCGCUACUCUAUUAGAUUACUACAUUUUAACAUAAUUAAUAGCCCACCAACGUAAGUGAUGAUUCAUUUAUUACAAUAAAUGUUUAUAUUUAAACAAUGAUAUCCGUAUGAAAACGUUGAAAAUAUGACAACUGUAUUACUUCGCGUGUAGAUUUCAGUUGCCAUGUUUCAUUUCAGUGCUUAAAAUAUUUAGAUUAAGUUGCCAAUUUAUAUUAAGGAUUUGUUUAGAAUUAACGUCCAAAUCAAAACGGACCUCGUUACUGCUUGCAGUGGGUUUUAAUUUGAAUAAAAAUAGAGGUAAAUUAAUGUGCUACUGUGGAUUUAUAUUAACUGCUUAAUUAACUGCAUGAAAAAAUUAUUCAACACAAGCGUACCUAUUUUGCAUGAUUUAACCUACAAACAGGUACGUGGAGAGUAGCAAAUUAUUUUCUUCCAUUUUUAUUAACACGGACUUCCGCAAAGUAACGCCUGAAUCAAAUAAUUUUUUUGAAGUAGUAAUUUCAAAUAAUUGAACAUUACUACCACCUCGCCGCAUUGAAGGUGCUUUUUGAUUUGAGCGACUACAAUUGCUUUAUUAGCAGAUGCACUCAAUCCCGUUAAAAAUAAUCUUAAAUACUGUAUAUUCUUCAAGCGUUUUUAGGAUUAAGUUUUUUAGUAUAGAAGUCAUAUUAGGUAACAUAUUCAUAAUUAUACCCAGUGAAUGAAUAGUUUUAUGACGUAAUUAUUUAGAAAACAUUGGUUUAUUCUUUGAAUACUCAUUAUUCUUGCAUUCACAAAAGUAUUUUCAGAUUGUAAAGUCUUGUUCCCGUAUAGGAGAACAUACUGGAAUUUGUAAGUGUUUUGGAUAUACAUAUAGUUUUAAUAUCCUAAUAUUGUAAAAUUUUUCGACGAACAUCUCGAGUUCAUUUGACCUUCAUAUCACUCCCAUAAACAAUAGAGGUCUAUUGCGGUGUAGGUAUCCCACUUAUACAUACUAACGUGAAGAUGUUUUCUCGAAUAAUUUGUAAAUUAGGUAGUUCACUGGAGACUUUUUCUUUGAUAACUUUAAAACGAAACUUCCGGUACACAUAUUUUAGUAUAAAAAUAUUGCUAGAAUACAACUCUGCUCAGCCAAAAAAAAAAAAAAAAA